This is a messenger RNA of Eruca vesicaria subsp. sativa (arugula), 1008 nucleotides long. NCBI's taxonomy places the organism in Eukaryota, Viridiplantae, Streptophyta, Magnoliopsida, Brassicales, Brassicaceae. The record is from the annotation of a GenBank genome assembly.
AUGGCUCAGAAAUGUGCGAUUGGUUUGAUGUCAGCUCUAGCAGCUGCCGCGUCUCUCUCGAAAUCGAAUAUCGCAUCUGCGGACAGACCUCUCAACUUCUCUGGCUUCUCCACUUCUCCGACUCCUCAGGCUCACCAGGGCUCUUCUACUCAGCCGACACCUGGAUCUGGGAAAGAAUCUUCUGUUUCUAGCGAAGAUUCCGAUGCUCCUCCGCGGAUUCGCAACGAUAAUCCGAGAACGACUUCCGAUGGGUUCGAUCCCGAGGCGUUGGAGCGAGGUGCAAAGGCCUUGAAGGGGAUUAACAACUCAGCUCACGCCAAAAAAGUAUUUGAAAGUAUUAAGACACAAGAAGAGACGAGGCAAGCUGAGUUUACUGCUAAGGCUCAAGAGUUUAAAGCUUUGCAAUCCCAAGCUGAAGCUAUUCCUGGUUGUAAAGUUAUGAGAGGCAAAGGGUUACAUACGAGGAACAGAAGAAACUUGCUCAGCACCAAGCACAAACUAAAGCACAGAUGGCUCGCUAAGAAUGAAGCCCAGAGAACAAGAAAUCAAGAACUUGUGAAGAUGCAAGAAGAAUCAGCAAUCAGGAGGGAAGUAGCUCGACGAGCUACCAAGGAAGAGAUUCAAGCUCAGAGGCGACAAACGGAGAGGGAGAAAGUUGAGAUUGAACGCGAGACUAUCAGGGUCAAAGCUAUGGCUGAAGCUGAAGGGAGAGCCCGUGAAUCUAAGCUCUCUGAAGACGUCAACAAGAGAAUGCUUGUUGAUCGUGCAAAUGCAGAAGAGAAAAAUGGGCGUGUGUCUUUCUCAAUAGGUGGGUUGCGUAUGAUUCUAACGGAUCAAAAUAAGCUGGUUGUUGCUGUUGGAGGUAUCACUGCUCUUGCAGCUGGGAUCUACACAACGAGAGAAGGUGCCAAGGUUAUCUGGAGUUACGUGGACAGAGUCUUAGGGCAACCUUCUCUAAUUAGAGAAUCAUCGAGGGGGAAGUACCCUUGGUCUGGUUCGAACAGCUAG